AUGUUCCCCAACCCCCUAACAUCUACUCCCUUUUCCGUUAAGGACAUCCUAAAUCUGGAGCAGAACCAGGCCGAAAUGGCCUCUCUGGAGAUAUCGCCGCGACUCGACACCGCGAUGCCCGCCUCAUCGUGCAUGCUGGCUAAGUUCAAACAGGAGCCGUUCCUGGAGAUGCCACCCGGAACCUCCCUUUUCGGCGACCAAGAUGUCCAAGAACUUAAGGCCAACAAAACCCCUACUCUCAACUUCACGGCUGCCUUUUAUGGAAAGAAUUUCUUGGAAAUGGACAUGAAAGACAAGGCAGACAGUGGGUUCGAAGAAAAACAAAGAAAAGGUGAUGCCUGUUUUGUCUUCUCACAACACGAACCAGUAGAAGAAGAGAAGAGCGAAGACUCGCGCCCGACACAGAGGAAGAGGAGGAAGCCGCGCGUGCUCUUCUCCCAGGCUCAGGUGUACGAGCUGGAACGCAGGUUCAAACAGCAGAAAUACCUGUCCGCGCCCGAGAGAGACCACCUGGCCAGCGUGCUCAAACUGACGUCGACCCAGGUGAAGAUCUGGUUCCAGAACCGGCGGUACAAGUGCAAGCGGCAGCGCCAAGACCAGACGCUGGAGAUGGUGGGCAUCCCUCCACCGAGACGCAUCUCGGUCCCGGUUCUGGUUCGGGACGGGAAGCCGUGCUUGGGAGACACGUCCACAUACAGCACUUCAUAUAAUGUGGGCAUCAACCAUUACACUUAUAACACAUAUCCGGCCUUCAGCAACUACCCGAGUCCUGGCUGCAGCACAAACUACGCCUGUAGCUACCCGGGAGCCACCAUGCAAACCAUCCAGUCCCCCUCAGCCGGCGGAAACUACGUGAACUUCGGCGUUGGGGAUCUGGGCAACGUCCAGACCCAGUUUCAGCCCAGCAACGGAGUGCCGUCGCUUCACGGAAUUCGAGCUUGGUGA
Messenger RNA from Conger conger (European conger), 945 nucleotides. It is a transcript of the gene nkx2.5, whose product is annotated as NK2 homeobox 5. Gene Ontology annotation, cellular component: nucleus. NCBI's taxonomy places the organism in Eukaryota, Metazoa, Chordata, Actinopteri, Anguilliformes, Congridae. Gene Ontology annotation, biological process: cell differentiation; regulation of transcription by RNA polymerase II. Gene Ontology annotation, molecular function: DNA-binding transcription factor activity, RNA polymerase II-specific; RNA polymerase II cis-regulatory region sequence-specific DNA binding. The coding region runs from base 1 to 945 and encodes 314 amino acids. The transcript is spliced from 2 exons. The record is from RefSeq and is a predicted model, not a curated record.